Molecule: messenger RNA, 3559 nt
Organism: Zingiber officinale
Lineage: Eukaryota; Viridiplantae; Streptophyta; Magnoliopsida; Zingiberales; Zingiberaceae
Product: two-component response regulator ARR2-like
Exons: 6
Coding region: 206-2314 (702 amino acids)
Biological process (GO): cytokinin-activated signaling pathway; phosphorelay signal transduction system
Molecular function (GO): DNA binding; DNA-binding transcription factor activity
Source: RefSeq, a predicted model, not a curated record
GAUACGAUUUUGACGAGCCUCAUAAAGAAACUGAGCUGGUCCUGCUGUUCUUAUCGCCAUCACAAAAUUAACAAUUAUAAAAUCCGGAGGAGGAGGAGGAGGAGGAUUUGAAGCAGAGAUCGGGAGAGUGUUGAAACCUCGUUCGCGAUAGAUCUCGCUUGGAUUCCUAGCUCUUGCUCCGGAUCGAGGUAUAUUCUGCAAUCUAAUGCUGGAUUCGGGUGGAGCCGCAGCGGCGGCGCCGGCGGAGUUCCCAGCUGGCCUCCGGGUGCUCCUCGUCGACGACGACCCCACCUGCCUCAUGAUCCUCGACCGGAUGCUCCGCAAGUGCCUCUACCACGUGACGACUUGCUCCCGGGCGGCGGCGGCGCUUAAAAUUCUACGCGAGAAGAAGGGGUGCUUCGAUUUGGUGCUCUCCGAUGUUUACAUGCCCGACAUGGACGGGUUCAAGUUGCUGGAGCACAUCGGGCUGGAGAUGGAUCUCCCCGUCAUCAUGAUGUCUUCGGAUGACCAUAAAGAUGUUGUCAUGAAAGGUGUCACCCAUGGUGCAUGUGACUAUAUCAUAAAGCCGGUUAGGAUGGAGUCGUUGAAGAAUAUAUGGCAGCAUGUGGUGAGGAAAAAGAGAAAUGGAUCGAAGGAGUUGGAAAACUCGGGGAGCCUCGAGGAUAAUGAUAGGCAGAGAGGGGGUGUGGAUGAAGGAGACAAUGCUUCCUCUGCGUGCGCAGGGAGUUGGAAGAGUGUGAAGAGGAAAAAGGAAGAAGUGAAGGAUGAUGAUGAGGAUGACGACGAUGAGGAGGCGUUGGAAGAGCAUGAAGACCCUUCGCAUUCCAAGAAACCCAGGGUUGUGUGGUCUGUUGAUCUCCACCAAAAAUUUGUGAAUGCUGUCAAUCAAUUGGGCGUCGACAAAGCUGUGCCAAAGAAAAUCCUUGAGUUGAUGAGUGUGGUCGGACUUACUAGGGAAAAUGUUGCAAGUCACUUGCAGAAAUAUCGCCUGUAUUUGAGGAGAGUAAGUAUGCCGCAACAUCAGGGAAGACUGGAUUCACAUUUUGCAAGCGGCCACGAUGCGUCAUAUGAUCCAGUGAGUUUGAUUGACGGAUUCGAUGUUCCAGGGCUUGCUGUUGUUUCUCAGAUUCCACCACAAGGACGAGCAGCAAUACAUCCAGGACCGAGAAGUAACAUGAAUGUCGGCAUCAGUGCAUCAUCUGUCAAUCAAUUCGGUCUCAUUGCCUCUGGUAUACAAAUUGCGAAUGCAUCCAACAUGGUUUCCUCAUCGGCGCAGCAAAUGAACAACAAACGGAUGAGCAAUCCCCAAACACCUUCGAACAACAUUCAAUUAAGUCAAUUUGGGCAGACACCCUCAGCUGUUCAACCAUAUGGAAGCAUGAAUCUACAGUUUGGCAAAGGAAUGCCAAACUUUCUUACAUCUUCAUCACAACCAUCGAGCUUCUCAUUACCCAGCGGCACAAUGAGCGGACAAAUGAAUGUGUCUUUAACCAUGCAUCAGGCUCAGCAUUUGCAUCAAUUUUCUCUCUCUCAGCAAAGGAGCAAUAUCAAUAUCCCACAUUCGAGCGGACAAGUAUUGAACAACAAUGCAAGUCAUAGUUCUAGACUCUCGUCUGCUUUGACACUGCAAACCUCUUCAAAUGAGAGUUCAAAUCAUAUUUUAGGACAGCUCCGUGUUAGUACGAGCAUCACAUCCUUGCCUGCCAACUACAUUAAGUCGCCAUUUAGUACAUCUCGUCGCGACCUUUAUGUCGAUGGACAGAGCAGCUUUGUGAAUGGAUUAUCUGGAAGUUCCUAUCCUUCUGCAAGUGGCGUUGGAGUUUCACAACAGACGGCAAGUUUCCAAUCGUUCAGUAGCAAUCACGACCUGAAAGGAAAAUUUGACAAUGUGACUGCUUUCAACACCAUCAGUGAACAUCAAAACAGGGGCCAUGAGUGGAAGCUGCAAAGAGUUAAUCUUCCAUACCAAACAGGUCAUAUCUUUGGCCUCGAGCAAAGCAAUCUACUGUCUCAUUCUUCGCUAAUGAGCCAUCACAAUUCAGCUGCUACUGCGACUAAUAGGGAUAACAACACCGGUGCUACAGUUAAAGACAAAAUAACAUCUCUAACAAAUGAUAUCAAUGUCGAGAAAAGAACAAGUGUUGCACAGCACAGAAACGUAUAUAUUGAUGAUAACUCAGUCAGAUUAAAUUAUGGAGUCAGUCCAGACAUGAGUUACCAAGAUGUGUAUCUCGAUGAUAUGCAAAAUGAACUCAUGAGUGUCGUUGCAAAACAGGUUACUUUUGAAUAUAUCUAUGAUGAUUACCUUGCAUAACUAUUUAGCAAUGAAACAAUGCAUGCCAUUUAGAUUAGAAGAAUUUUGAAUCUUGCUGUUUUUGCGAUCUCGUUGCAUUUAUCACAAGAACUUUUCUUUUUCAUGCAGGAUCCAUCCUGAUCAUGAAAGGAGUAUACUUUUGAGACACAAAUCCUCUUUUUUCUAGAGCAAUCGGCGAUAAGGAACUGGAAAUGAUGUUCUUAAGCUUAACUUCUCAGUGUAGUCGAUGGAGUUCCAAUUCCACCAACAAAUACAAAACUCUCAAAGCGGAUUCAAAUUGUUACACAAAGGCAAUAAGUUCUGGUUUCAAAAAAAAAGAAAGAAGAAAGAUUUCAGGAUCUUCUCUUCUGCAAAUCUAUCCACAGAGUGGUCUCAUUUGUACAGAUAUGAACUUAAUUUGCAUAGUUUCGAUUUUGUAUCAUUUUUAGCAUAUUCUAACAAGUUACUUUCUCAUUUAUGGAGCUUGGCUUUAUGAUUCUCCAAAGUCUCUUGCCUUGAAGGAAGAAACUUGAUCUUCUUUUUUAGUUCCAAUACUUGUGUACAGAUCUUGUUUCAUGGUCGAGAAUAUAGUUGUGAUUGUGUUUUGAUACAUUUUGUGUUAGACUCUUUAACUUUCUUCCAUUACUGCAAUGCCAUGUUUCUAAUGAAUUUAUCUCAAAUCUUGGAGUGGAGUUGAGAUACAGUUUCAUAGAGUGAAGAAGAAGUCUACCUACAUAGGGAAGAGCAACUGCGAAGAAGACCUAACUUGGUACUAUUUGCAAUCGAGGGCUUUGAGGGAAAUUUUAUUUUUGACCAAAUUUUUUGAGUUCCAAACAGAAGUGCAUAACUUUUUGCAAGUUUAUCACACACAAGAAGAUAUAAAUUACAAACCACUAAGAAAAGCAGUAGCAUAAUAUCUCACCUGGAAAGAAAGAAGAUGAUAAUGGAGAUAUGAUGUGGAGAAGAGAGCAGUGAGAGCCAAAAAUUUACAGCCUGCUCUUCUUGACCGGUCCCAUGGCUUUCGCCUUUGUCCUCAGUUCGUGCUUCUUGAUCUUCCCGGUGGCUGUCUUCGGCAGCUGCCCAAAGACGACAGACUUGGGGACCCAAUAUGCUGGCAUUUUUUGACGGCAGAACUUGAUGAUGUCCUCUGCCAAUGCCUGCUCGUUCGAUGAGUCAGUGCCGUUCUUCAAGGUUACAAAUGCACAAGGGGACUCCCCCCACUGUUCAUCCGGUCGAGCCACCACUGAGACCUCGAGUAUUGCAGGG